UGUGAUAGUCACUGUAGGGGUAGCUGGAAAGAGAAGUGCGUGGCUCAAUUAACUGGCUCAAGCCGAUCUGUGAGGUCUAGGGGAAGAAUGCUCCUGGCUGCUUUGUGCUUCCUGCUCUGGAGUUUUCGGACCUCCACUGGCCAUUUCCCUCGAGCCUGUGCCUCCUCCAAGAGCCUGAUGGAGAAGGAAUGCUGCCCAACGUGGAGGGGUGACGGGAGUCCCUGUGGCCAGCUUUCAGGUAGGGGUGCCUGUCAGAAUAUCGUUCUGUCUAAUGCCCCCCGUGGGCCUCAGUUCCCCUUCACAGGGGUGGAUGACCGGGAGUCCUGGCCCUCAGUCUUUUAUAAUAGGACCUGCCACUGCUUUGGCAACUUCAUGGGAUUCAACUGUGGAAAUUGUAAGUUUGGCUUUUGGGGACCAAACUGCACAGAGAAACGACUUUUGGUGAGAAGAAACAUCUUUGAUCUGAGUGUCCCAGAGAAGAACAAAUUUCUUGCCUACCUUACUUUAGCGAAGCAUACCACCAGCCCGGACUAUGUCAUCCCUACAGGCACCUAUGGCCAAAUGAAUAAUGGAUCAACCCCCAUGUUUAAUGACAUCAACAUUUAUGACCUCUUUGUCUGGAUGCAUUAUUACGUGUCAAGGGACACACUGCUCGGAGGGUCUCAAGUCUGGAAAGACAUUGAUUUUGCUCAUGAAGCCCCAGGUUUCCUGCCUUGGCACAGACUCUUCUUGUUGCUGUGGGAACAAGAAAUCCAGAAGCUCACUGGGGAUGAGAACUUCACUAUUCCAUAUUGGGACUGGCGAGAUGCUAAAGGUUGUGACAUUUGCACCAAUGAGUACAUGGGAGGGCACAACCCAGCAAACCCUAACUUACUCAGCCCAGCAUCCUUCUUCUCCUCUUGGCAGAUCAUCUGCACCCGCCUGGAGGAGUACAACAGCCGGCAGGCUUUAUGCGACGGAUCUCCCGAGGGACCGCUACUGCGCAAUCCUGGAAACCACGACAAAGCCAGGACCCCGAGGCUCCCUUCCUCUGCUGAUGUGGAAUUCUGCCUAAGUCUGACCCAGUACGAAUCCGAUUCCAUGGAUAAAGCUGCCAAUUUCAGCUUUAGAAAUACACUGGAAGGAUUUGCUAGUCCACUCACUGGGAUAGCAGAUGCCUCUCAAAGCAGUAUGCACAAUGCCCUGCACAUCUAUAUGAACGGAACGAUGUCUCAGGUACAGGGAUCUGCCAACGAUCCUAUUUUUCUUCUUCACCAUACCUUUGUUGACAGUAUUUUUGAACAGUGGCUCCGAAGGCACCAUCCUCUUCAAGAAGUUUAUCCAGAAGCCAAUGCACCCAUUGGACACAACCGGGAAUCCUACAUGGUUCCUUUUAUACCUCUGUACAGGAAUGGUGAUUUUUUUAUUUCAUCCAGAGAUCUGGGCUAUGAUUAUAGCAACCUACAAGAAUCAGAACGCGACAUUUUUCAAGAUUAUAUUAGGCCCUACUUAGAACAAGCAAGUCGAAUCUGGCCAUGGCUCACUGGGGCUGCUAUGGUGGGCUCGGUCCUCACCCUUGUGCUGGGAGGGAUCACUCGUCUAUUGUGUCGGCGUCGCAAGAGAAAGCAGCUCCAUGAAGAAAAGCAGCCACUCCUCAUGGAAAAGGAGGAUUACCACAGUUUGUUGUAUCAGACCCAUUUAUGAAAGGCUUAGGUAAUAGAGUAAGGCCAACAAGGCCCUCACUCUAAAUCAAAUGAUG
This is a messenger RNA of Neogale vison (American mink), 1738 nucleotides long. It is a transcript of the gene TYR, whose product is annotated as tyrosinase. Gene Ontology annotation, molecular function: tyrosinase activity. The coding region runs from base 88 to 1683 and encodes 531 amino acids. The transcript has 5 exons. Lineage: Eukaryota; Metazoa; Chordata; Mammalia; Carnivora; Mustelidae. Gene Ontology annotation, biological process: pigmentation; melanin biosynthetic process. The record is from RefSeq and is a predicted model, not a curated record.